AUGGCAGCGGCCAGGUCAAUGCGGAGUUGCCUCCGCCCUUUGCUCCGACGGCUUCGCGGCGACAGAGGUUUACUCUUUGCCUUCAGCACUGCUGCAGAGCAGAGGAGCGCAGGAGAUGACUGUGGUCCUGAAGAACCCCGUGACGGGCCUAGACAUCACCUCGAUGAAAAUGCUUCAGGCAGCACUUCAGACAGCGCUUCAGAUCGCAGAACCCUCGAGCUGGAAGAACAAGUCCGUGACUUAACAGAACGAUACCAGAGAGCCCUGAUGGAUUCCGAAACUAUCAGGCGGAGGACACAGAAGAUCGUAGAAGAUGCUAAACGGUUUGGGAUCCAAUGCUUUUGUAAAGAUCUGGUAGAGGUAGUAGACAUCCUGGAGAAGACCACUGAGAGCACCGUAGAAGGAGUACACAGUGACCCAGAUUCAGCUCUGAAGAAUAUUUGUGAAGGCCUGUCUCUUAUAGAGUCCAAACUGCAGGGCGUAUUCAGUAAACAUGGUCUGCAAAAAAUGAAGCCCAUUGGUGGCAAAUAUGACCCCUAUGAUCAUGAAGUAGUAUGUCAUGUCCGAACAGCAGGAAUGGAGCCAGGCACUGUGGCAUUGGUGUCUCUAGAUGGCUAUAAACUCCAUGGUCGCACUAUCAGACAUGCACGAGUUGGUGUGGCAGUAGAAUCACACGAAUGAAGUUGACGUGCGCAUUAGAACUCAAAACUGUAAUGAACUGAA
Messenger RNA from Euleptes europaea (tarantolino), 723 nucleotides. RefSeq names its product GrpE like 2, mitochondrial (gene GRPEL2). Gene Ontology annotation, biological process: protein import into mitochondrial matrix; protein folding. The record is from RefSeq and is a predicted model, not a curated record. Gene Ontology annotation, molecular function: protein-folding chaperone binding; protein homodimerization activity; adenyl-nucleotide exchange factor activity. The transcript has 4 exons. Gene Ontology annotation, cellular component: PAM complex, Tim23 associated import motor. The coding region runs from base 1 to 681 and encodes 226 amino acids. Lineage: Eukaryota; Metazoa; Chordata; Lepidosauria; Squamata; Sphaerodactylidae.